CAGCUACUAGUAGAGUCACCACACCAGUGACCAGCAUUGACACGGCUCACGACGUUUGUUUUUGACAACUUUUCACGAACCCUACUCAUUUUUAAAAAUCUUCGGCUUUUAUCAAAUCUCCUCGUGUUCCAAACCAACUGACCGCGAGCAUCCGGGGACGUGCCGUGUUUGGUAGACGAUUCAGCUACAGCAAUGGAAGAAGAAAUUCCCCAUUAUGUGGAGGCAAUUUGCAUUGCGUCUGAACCCUCUCAAAGUCAUCUCCACCAGCAGGCCUUUGAGUAUCUAUCCAACCUCCGCCAAAAUGCGAACGAAACGUGGCGACUGGCCUUAACAGCGUUCACGGGCAUGACCUCGGAGGGUAAUAAAUACCCCGAAUCAGUCAGGUUCUAUUCUUUGCGCUUGCUAGAUGAGUUCUUUGACAAUCGGUUCGAACCUCUUGAUGAAGACUCAUUUCGUACUCUGCAACAAUCCCUGAUAUCUUAUGUACAAUCUGAAUAUGUUUAUGGCUCGGCUGAAUCUAAUGCAUCAUAUCUUCGCAACAAGUUCUCGCAUACACUCACAUUAUUCUUCCUAUGCACAUACGUCGAACAGUGGCCAACAUUCUUCACCGAUCUUUUCUCUCUUAUUCGUCUCCCCGAGUCUCCAUCCCAGCCACAAUUCAAUCGCCACGUCUCGCUUCUCCUUUUCCACCUCAUAUCGGAGAUCUCUGGUGAAGUUGCAGAUCAAACAAUCAAGUCUGCGAGGACAUUCAACCCUAUUCGGCAUACGCGAGACUCUCGCGUCAGAGAUGCUGUUCGAGAGCGAGAUGCGCCGUUGAUCAAUGAAGCGGUAUUGACGAUUAUUGUUGAUGGGACGGAACGGUUGGCGUUACUCAGAAAAACGACAACAUCUUCGCCCGAGCUUUCCGAGGCUCUAGAGAUAGUCGAUUGGGGCAUUAGGACGUUUGGUUCGUACGCGGGGUGGAUUGAUAUCAAUUUGACUAUCACACCCAUAACUAUACCUCUCUUGUUUUCACUGCUCCCUGACCCUAAUCUGGCUAUUCGCCUUGCAACAUCAACAGCCUUGCUGCGCAUUAUAGCAAAGGGUCUCAAGGAACCAGAAGACAAGCUGCAGCUCGUCAAGGUAUUGGCCCUCGGUCAAGUGAUCGACGCGCUCGAAUCAAAAACAAGUGCAGAACAAGUUGCGCGAGGAUCCAACGAAGAUGAAGGGGAAGAGUCUUACCGGGAGGCCCUCGGCCGCCUGCUGAAUGUCUUGGGCCUUGAGCUGUCAAAGCUGACCGAAGUGGAAAGCGAAAAACCUGAGGUUGCGGCAGAUGCUACGCGUCUGUUGGAGCAGAUUCUACCCGUCAUGCUGCGAUUUAUGUCAGAUAAAUAUGAUGACACGUGCUCGACAGUAUUUCCCUUGCUGCAGACCAUCCUUGCAAGUUACAAGCGCUCCCGAAAGGUAUCCACGGAUCCGCUUGAAGAAUCGAAACGAUCAUUCCUCGUGUCUUUGCUCCAAGUCAUUAUGCAGAAGAUGAAGUGGGACGACGAAGAAGAUCCUAGCGACUUGGACGAUGAUGAUUUUAGUGCAUUUGAAACCCUACGCAAGGAUCUCAAAUUGUCGAUGGAUGCCGUGUUCACAAUUGACCAAGAUCUUGUGACUAAUGCGGUCAGAACAAUGUCCUUGCAGACCUUGUCAGCCUACCGCAGCGGGAUGUCGCUUAAUUGGAAUGACGCUGAACUGGCAGUUUAUCUCGUGUACAUCUUCGGCGAGAUCGUGAAAACUGGAGGGAAGGGCCGUGCGGCCUUUUGCGUCGCUCCUCUCGUGCCAAAAGAGAAACGCCGCGAAGUCGAUUAUUCUGAAUAUCCGUUGACCCCUCAUGGGGAGAUGUUACUGGCUCUGGUACAGAGUGGUAUAUCUGCAUUCCCUCACCGCUUAGUUGCCAUGCAGUUUUUUGAAACCGUGGCCCGUUAUGGAGAUUUCUUUAAGAUCCGUAAAGAGUGCAUUAUGCCGACACUCGAGGCCAUUGUUGAUACUCGGGGACUCCACAAUCCAGACAGCACAGUUCGAUCGCGGACAUAUUAUCUUUUCCACCGGUUCAUCAAAGAAAGCAGAAACGACAUUUCCGAGGAACUUGCAGUCAACCUCGUGCAGGGCAUCAGGGAUCUGCUGACUAUCCAAGUAGACCUACCAACCCUUGAUAGUCCCGAUGACGAUCUCUUAGCGGAGGCGAUAAAAAACCCUGGAUUGUUCGACUCGCAGCUCUAUCUGUUUGAGACUUUGGGCACACUCAUGUCCUUGGUGUCAAAAUCUCCUGAUCAGCAAGCGGGCAUGUUACUCUCGAUCGUGACACCGCUACUAGAUGAGCUUUCUUCAAAUUUGACAGUGGCAAAAGGGGGGAAGGAUCCCAUCCCAAUCCUUCGCAUUCAUCACAGUAUUAUGGCGCUCGGCAAUGUUGCGAAAGGAUUUCCAGAUUAUCCUUCUCCGGUGCCGGAGGGAUAUUGUCUUCCAUCGUUAGACGUGUUUCAGCGGGUUGCUCAGGCUAUUUUAUCAUGUCUGGAGGCCAUGAACGUUUUCAAAGACGUGCGCGACGCAACGCGACACGCAUUUGCGCGAAUCAUUGCCACGACAGGAUCCAGUGUUACUCACUUGAUCCCACCUUUGAUGGCCAACCUUCUUGCACAGUUUGAACCCUCUGAGCUCGUCGACUUCAUGAACUUCAUCGGGUUGCUUAUUCACAAGCUUCAGAACGAGCUUUUCAAUGUUCUGGACGAGCUCAUUGGACCUCUGAGCGCCCACAUCACCCAGCUUCUCAAUCAGCCCGUUACAGGUACUGAUGACAGUGUCGAACAUGCAGAAACUAAGCGUGCCUAUCUGACGUUGUUGACCAACGUCAUGUCCUCCGAUCUUCAUGACAUUUUUAUCUCUGAUCGAAACAAGGCCACUUUCGAGCCCCUGUUGAUCAGCAUGAGUCGAUUGGCAGAAGAUAUUUCGGACUCGAGUAGCCAGAAAUCUGCUUUCGCAUUCCUUAGUCGCUGUGUUCAGGUCUGGUGCCGACCAGCUACAGCAGCUGACGGCCAAGCCCAGGGUGUACCCGGCUUUGAACGAUUUGUUUACGAGCGUCUCGUUCCCACAGCCUUCGUGGUGCUUUCAUCACCCCAGUUUAAUAUUAAGGAUGGACAGAUGAUGGUUGUUCUAUUGGAAAUUGGCAACUUCCUCCAGAUAGUCUGCAAAACUAGAGGACAAGAAGCACAGGAUUUCUUUUUGUCUGCUUUCCUUCCUUCACAAGGCUGGCCAUCAGAUACCGCCAUGGAGUUCACGGGCAAACUUCGAGACCUUGAUAACAAGGCAUUUCGGAAGUACUUUGCUGAUUUCGUUCGUUCAUCUCGAUCGCAGGCUUCCUCGUAGCAUGUCAGGGUUUCUCGUUCAUUUGUUUCAGUAAUUGCAUCCACAUUUAUCGCAAGAAUGAAUAAAUAUUUUAUGUGGCCCAAGAAUAUCACCCGUUUGUGUUCGAAGUUGCUUGUGGGAUGUUUGGCAACAGCUUCUGAUUUCAAUAGAG
Molecule: messenger RNA, 3541 nt
Organism: Suillus plorans
Lineage: Eukaryota; Fungi; Basidiomycota; Agaricomycetes; Boletales; Suillaceae
Product: armadillo-type protein
Exons: 13
Coding region: 193-3390 (1065 amino acids)
Biological process (GO): tRNA re-export from nucleus
Cellular component (GO): cytoplasm; nuclear pore; nuclear matrix
Molecular function (GO): tRNA binding; small GTPase binding
Source: RefSeq, a predicted model, not a curated record